Lodderomyces parapsilosis is the source of this 3279-nucleotide messenger RNA. It is a transcript of the gene PIM1, whose product is annotated as ATP-dependent Lon protease. Gene Ontology annotation, biological process: protein quality control for misfolded or incompletely synthesized proteins; protein catabolic process; mitochondrion organization. The record is from RefSeq and is a predicted model, not a curated record. Gene Ontology annotation, molecular function: serine-type endopeptidase activity; ATP hydrolysis activity; ATP-dependent peptidase activity. The coding region runs from base 1 to 3279 and encodes 1092 amino acids. Gene Ontology annotation, cellular component: mitochondrial matrix. The transcript has a single exon. NCBI's taxonomy places the organism in Eukaryota, Fungi, Ascomycota, Pichiomycetes, Serinales, Debaryomycetaceae.
AUGUUGAAGUUGAACAAGUGUGGUAGAACUUUUCACAUAAGAAACAAGUCAUGCAUACUGCGAUCUCGCAUUGUCACAAAUACGACUCGAUUCGCCUCCACGGCGACAUCAUCACCACCUCAUCCAGUAUCAUCGAGGUCUCUUCCGAGUACUCCAUUCCCGUCGGUAGCGUAUCCUAAUCCGUUCUCUCAUCCUGAGUUAUUUGAUUCUACGUUGUUACUCGACAAGUUCGAUAAAUCCGAUCUGACACCGAAGGAAAAGAAAUCGCCUAAUAAAUCUGAAAAAGUACCAACAGAUUCAGACAAAAAGGAUCGAGAAAAGAAGGAUAUAGAUAAAAAGGAUGAGAAGAAAGAUGAAAAGAAGGAUAUCACGGAUAAGUCAGCGGAGAUCAAGGAGAGCAUAGAUCCAAACUCACCGGUCUCUUCAAGUGGUAGUGGCAUCUCAAGCAUUAACGAUGGGGGCAACAACAGCAUUGACAAUAAUAAUGGUGAUGGUGGUGAUAACGGCUCAAAAGGAGACAAGCCAUUAGUGAAUACUAAAACAGGGUUGUACACACCAUUUCUAGCCAUACCGAUGAAGGAUCGUCCAUGCUUGCCUGGUAGAUAUUGUACAAUCACAGUCACUGAUCCUGAAGUGAUUAGAUGUUUACAAGAAGUCGUGGAAACGAAGGAACCUUACUUUGUCCUUUUCCAUGUACGCGAUCCAAACGACCCUGACGCCCAUAUUGAUGUUAUCAAGAAUAAAGAAUUUGUUCAUGAAAUAGGUACUUUGUGUCAAAUUGCAAAAGUCACACCAUUGGACUCAACUCAUGUGCAUAUAUUAGCGUAUCCUCAUAGAAGAGUAAAGUUGGUUGAUUUGAGUACGCCAAAAGUAAAGAGUGAAAAUAUUGAGCAACAACAUGACAAUUUCCCAACGGCGUACCUCAAAAAGUAUGGAAUUUCGUAUGCUGCGGUUCAACCAGUUGAAGAUGUACCAUUUGAGAAAAAUGACGUUGAGAUACAGGCCUUGGUUGAAAGUAUUAAAAGUUUGUGUGCUGGAUUCUCACCGAACCCAUUAGCAGCUGAAAGCGGUAGAAAGGUGCUUAACAACCCGUCGAUGCUUGCCGAUUAUGUUGGUGGGUCUGUAUGUGGUGAUGCCAAACAAAUACAAGAGAUAAUGGAUAGUUUGGAUGUGCAGAAAAGAUUGGAAAAGACUCUUGAGUUGCUAAAGGUUGAAGUAGAUGCUGAUGAGAUUAAACGCAAAGCGCACAUAAAUAUGAGGGAAAGAACUGAGAAACAGUACGCUCAAAUGUUGAUCAAGGAAUAUACUAAAGAAUUACUCAAGGCGGCUGGGAUAGGUGAGAACUCAAAAGCAGCCAAAUUCGAUGAACGAAUUAAGCACUUGAAAAUGCCAGAGGAGGCCCUAGAAGCUUACAAAACAGAAAGAGCAAGGUUAGGAACUCAAAGCGAUAUGGAACUGAACGUUAUUGAAAGAUAUCUUGACUGGCUUACAUCAAUACCCUUUGGUAUCUACUCGAAGGACUCUUUCAAUGUGAAAAAGGCUAGAAAAAUUUUGGAUAGAGACCAUUAUGGUUUGAAGGAUGUGAAAGAUAGAAUCCUAGAGUUUAUUUCCGUGGGUAAAGUUUCUGGUAACGUCAAUGGUAAGAUAUUGUGUUUAGCGGGACCUCCAGGUACCGGUAAGACCUCAAUUGCUAAAUCCAUUGCUGAGUCCUUGAAUAGAAAAUACACUAGGAUUGCUGUUGGUGGUGUUCAAGAUGUUCACGAUGUUAAGGGUCACAGAAGGACUUAUGUUGCAUCUAUUCCGGGUAGAAUAAUUUCUGCUUUAGCUCAGGCGAAGACCUCCAACCCGUUGAUGUUGAUUGAUGAAAUUGAUAAAUUGGAUACGACUUCACAUGGAGGUGCCGCUAGAGCAUUUUUGGAGAUUCUAGACCCCGAACAAAACAAUUCAUUUGUUGAUAACUUCAUUGAGGUUAAGGUUGAUUUGUCGAAAGUGUUAUUUGUUUGUACGGCAAACUACUUGGGUAAUAUUCCCGCACCUUUGCGCGAUCGUAUGGAAAUAAUUGAAGUAAAUGGUUACACUAAGCAUGAAAAGAUUGAAAUUGCAACUAGACAUUUGAUUCCUGAUGCUUGCAAAAAAGUGGGAUUGGAAGAGGGACAUGUGAUCAUUCCUAGAGAAACAAUUUCGAGAUUGAUCGAUAAGUAUUGUCGUGAAAGUGGUUUGAGACACGUGAAAUCUUUGAUUAAUAGGAUUUUCAGUAAGGCCUCGAUGAAGAUUGUUGAGCAAGUGGAGGAGAACCAACCUGAGGUGGAUGAGUCUGAAGAAAUUGUCACAAAUGCAACUGAGUCGGUUUCAGAAAAGAAUGCUGAUUCAACUGCUACUAAGGGUCCCCAUUCUGAAGAAAUAGUUACUUCUGAAGGUAAGCUAGAACAAGUUGUAGCUACCACGGGCACCCCUGAAGCCCAUGAUGCAAACAACCCAGAAGAGAAGCCGAAGGAGCAGAAAGCCAAUGAAGAAGAAGCAAAAGAAGAGAUUGUUAAAUUGGCUUUGCCAGAAGGAAUCAAGAUAGAAGUCACCCCUGAAAAUUUGAAGGAUUUUAUUGGACCGGAAAUUUACACCAAGGAUAGAAUUUAUGAACAAUUGAAACCUGGUGUGGCAACUGGAUUAGCCUACAACACUUCAGGUGAUGGUGAUGCACUUUAUAUUGAAUCUAUUUUGACCGAUUCAAUCGCCUCCGAUGUUGGAAGUGGUGGUUUGCAUGUCACUGGUUCUUUGAAAGACGUCAUGAAGGAAUCGGCAUCAAUUGCUUAUUCAUUCGCAAAGCAAUUCAUGGUUAACAAGUAUCCAGAAAAUAAGUUUUUUGAAGCAGCAAAUAUUCAUGUACAUUGUCCUGGUGGUGCCAUUCCUAAGGACGGUCCAUCAGCUGGUAUUGCAUUCACUUCAUCAUUGAUUUCCUUAGCCUUGAAUAAAGCAUUACCUAACGAUACUGCAAUGACUGGUGAGAUUACCUUGACUGGAAGGGUAUUAGCUAUUGGUGGAUUAAGAGAAAAAACCUUGGGUGCAAAGAGAGCUGGAUAUACAAAGAUCAUUUUCCCUAAGGAUUGUGAGUAUCAGUUGGAGGAAAUUCCUGAUGAAGUUAAAGAGGGUGUUACUUAUAUCCCUGUUGAAUGGUAUGGAGAAGUUUUUGAACACUUGUUCAAUGUCAGCAAGGAAGAAGGUAACGCUAUUUGGAAAGAAGAGUUUGCCAAGAGGGAACAGAAAAAGAAGGAAAAGAAACAGUGA